UGGGCGGUACGAGAAGAAAUCACGAAAUCUCACGCCCUUUCUCUCUCCCCAAAAAAUAAAGCAGGUUUUCAAAACUCUCCCCCUUUCCGCUUUCUACUUUCUCCUUCCGCCUUACGAGUCAAAAGACUCAAAACUCGCGCAACGCUAGGGUUUCAGUACUCCCCUCUCUCGAUCUCUUCCGCACACAGUAGAACACGGUAGCUAACGCACAGUUGAUUUGAUUGGUCUCAAUUCUCAGCCGACGACAGUCCAUCUAUGGCUGAGGAACCAGUAAACGACGCCGUUGCUUCUCCGUCUCCGGCCAGUCAAUCCAAUAGUAGUGUUGUGCUGUUGGGGAGCUCGGUCAUUCCGAUCGUCAACAAGCUCCAGGACAUAUUCGCGCAGCUCUCCAGUCAGUCUACAAUUGAACUGCCGCAAGUGGCGGUCGUCGGCAGCCAGAGCAGUGGAAAAUCCAGUGUUCUGGAGGCACUAGUCGGAAGAGAUUUCUUGCCCAGAGGUUCGGAUAUUUGUACUCGACGACCUCUCGUUCUUCAGCUCGUGCAGACUAGACGAAAGCCUGAUGGCACCGAUGAAGAGUGGGGAGAGUUUUUGCAUCUUCCUGGAAAGAGAUUCUACAACUUCAAUGAAAUUAGGAAGGAGAUUGAGGCGGAGACAGUGAGAGAAGCAGGAUUAAAUAAAGGUGUUUCAGACAAGCAGAUUCGUCUAAAGAUUUUUUCACCAAACGUUCUUGAUAUUACCCUUGUGGAUUUGCCGGGUAUUACAAAGGUCCCUGUGGGUGAUCAGCCUUCUGAUAUUGAAGCACGUAUCAGAACAAUGAUAAUGUCUUAUAUCAAACGUCCUACCUGCCUAAUACUAGCUGUUACACCAGCGAAUGCUGACUUGGCAAAUUCAGAUGCUCUUCAAAUUGCUGGAGCUGCUGAUCCUGAUGGGCUGCGAACAAUUGGUGUGAUAACCAAGUUGGAUAUUAUGGACAGGGGUACUGAUGCCCGCAACUUUUUGCUUGGAAAAAUAAUUCCGCUUAAACUUGGCUAUCUUGGAGUUGUGAACCGUAGUCAAGAGGACAUAAUGAUGAAUCGGAGUAUUAAGGAUGCACUUAUCGCUGAGGAGAAAUUUUUCCGUAGUCGCCCAGUGUACAGUGACCUUGCCGAUCGCUGUGGCGUACCUCAGUUGGCAAAGAAGUUGAACCAGCUUUUGAUACAACAUAUCAAGGCUGUUCUUCCAGGAUUGAAGGCACGCAUCAAUUCUAGUCUGGUUAGUGUUGCAAAAGAACACGCUAGCUAUGGAGAAGUAACUGAAUCAAAGGCCGGUCAGGGGGCACUACUGCUUAAUAUUCUUUCGAAGUACUGUGAAGCUUAUUCUUCAAUGAUAGAGGGAAAGAAUGAAGAAAUGUCUACUUCUGAGCUCUCUGGAGGAGCAAGAAUCCAUUACAUCUUCCAGAACAUAUAUGUGAAGAGUUUGGAGGAAGUGGAUCCUUGUGAAGAUUUGACUGAUGAUGACAUUCGAACUGCCAUUCAAAAUGCAACUGGUCCUAAGUCUGCAUUAUUUGUACCAGAAGUGCCAUUUGAAGUUCUAGUUCGUAGACAGAUAGCUCGUUUAUUGGACCCUAGUCUUCAGUGUGCUAGAUUCAUUUAUGAUGAGCUGAUAAAGGUGCGCUGCUUAUAUUUUCUGGACAUGAGAAGUCUUAACCAUAUCUGGAGACUAAUUCUGGUUAUUUUCUCUCUUCAGAUGAGCCACCGCUGCAUAAUCCAUGAAUUGCAACGCUUUCCUGUUCUUAGAAAGCGUAUGGAUGAGGUCACAGGGAACUUUUUACGGGAAGGCCUUGAACCCUCUGAAACAAUGAUUGGUCACAUCAUUGAGAUGGAGAUGGAUUACAUAAAUACAUCCCAUCCAAAUUUUAUUGGUGGUAGUAAAGCUGUGGAAACAGCAUUGCAACAGAUAAAGUCCUCUAGGAUAUCUGCCCCUAAUCCAAGACAGAAGGAUGUUGUAGAUUCAGAGAAAGCACCAACAUCAGAAAGAAGUCUAAAAUCACGUGCUAUUCUUGCUAGGCCGGUGAAUGGAUUUGUACCCGAACAGAGUGUUCGCUCUGCUGCAGAUGUCGAGAAAACUGGAAAUUCUGGACCUACUACAACAGGUUCAAGCUGGGGAAUAUCCUCUAUUUUUGGUGGAUCUGACAAUCGCUCAUCUGCUAAAGAGAACGCCAACAAGCACUUUAAUGAACCUGUUCAGAGCAUGGACCAUGCCUUUGACCAUGCCUUUUCAAUGAUUCAUCUAAGAGAGCCACCAACAGUGCUAAGGCCAUCUGAAACCCAUUCAGAUCAGGAGGCAAUUGAGAUUACAGUAACAAAGCUGUUGCUGAGGUCCUACUAUGAUAUUGUUAGAAAGAAUAUUGAAGAUUCUGUACCCAAAGCAAUCAUGCAUUUUCUGGUAAACCACACCAAACGAGAGCUGCACAAUGUGUUCAUCAAAAAGCUUUACAGAGACAAUUUAUUCGAAGAGAUGUUGCAGGAACCGGAUGAGAUAGCCUUGAAGAGGAAACGUGCUCGAGAGACACUUCGUGUUCUUCAACAAGCUUUCCGAGUUUUGGAUGAGUUGCCUCUUGAAGCUGAUACAGUAGAGAGGGGCUACAGCUUAAGUACAGACACAACUGGUCUCCCAAAGAUCCAUGGGCUGCCAUCAUCAUCCUUCUACACCACCAGCAGUGGUUCAACUGAUUCCUACACUGCUCCAAAAAAUCUCAAAUCCCGCAAGUCAUCUCAUUCUGGAGAGCUCCAUUCUCCAUUUUAUGGCAAUGCUGACUCUAAUGGAGGGGGGCGAAAUUAUCUUUAUCCUGCAGUUGAUGUAUAGGCUGAUUGCUGACAUGGUGGAUGGAAAGACAUUUGAUCACUGUCCAGCAGAUUGGAGGACAUCUAGGAUCAUGGCUUUCGGAUCUGGUGGAGAGCUAGUAUUCUUUUAUGAAGAAAAAGUUGAUAGUAAGGUUGACCAUUAUUUUGCCUACCCAUCUAUUUUUUCAUUUCCUUCCCAUAUAUAGUUUGUUUUAAGUGGUUAUCACAAGCUCCAGCAUAAAAGGUCUUAAAUAAAGGAGCCAUUGCUUCCAUCUUUGCUAGCAGUGGUGACCUUUUCGUUGCUGACAAUAUGCCUAAAUUUAUGGAAGUGUAUUUAGUUUCUUUACCGAGGUUAUGCAAUUUUGUUGGUCCUGCUCUCGUGUUCUUCACGAUCAUGACUGAGCAAGUUCUCGGAUGUGAUUUCAACCAUGUUUUGGAGGUUUGUGUACAGCAUAUAAAGUUUUGCUUUUUCUACUGGGAGAACAAAUGUAUCUCUAACUCGAUAUUAAUUCAUAUUUUGACACGGUAGUAUUCCUCCUGUUCAUGUAUGGCAUACUGUUAAAGCCUUUCAUAUCGAGAAUUUCUUGAUGUAA
Coffea arabica (coffee) is the source of this 3415-nucleotide messenger RNA. Lineage: Eukaryota; Viridiplantae; Streptophyta; Magnoliopsida; Gentianales; Rubiaceae. The record is from RefSeq and is a predicted model, not a curated record.